CUUUAUCAUUUGAUGCACGAAUAGCAUUGCCUGACUGCCCUCCGUCAUUCUGCAUUUCAAAGUGCUAAUCGUAAUUCCGUUACCUUGUGACGUGUUAAUUUACAUUUUGUAAACGUGUUUGGUUUGUUUUUCUUAAUACAUUUUAUAAUAGUUGUACCUAUUACUUUGACGAAGACAAUCGAAAUUCGAAUACAAUGGAUUAUUAUACGGUGUCAAAAUUAAAAGAAUGGGAUCUGCAUACAUUAUUAGGUGUUUUUAAAGAACAAGAAAUUGACAAAAACUCAUUAAUUAGAUUGACAGAAUCUAUGAUUAAAGAGUUAAUACCAAAAAUUGGAGUACGUUCAAAGUUUACUAACCAACUUAAUAUUUUAAAACAAAACAUGCAAAUGGAGGAAGAUAUAAAAAACGAAAUGGAAUGUAGCAAUGAAUCUGAGAUUGUGCAAUUGGAUUUUAAUAUAACUGAAAUAGAUAUAAAAAAUAUUCCAGUAGAAUUUAUUGAAGAGAAUAACAAGGAUAUUCAAACUAAUCAUUCUAUAAAUGUGAAUGUAGCUAAUGCAAAGCAAAAUAUUGUUCAAUCUACAGAACAACAACUUAAAGAUAUUUUGAUGUCUUCUCAUGAAGGGAAGUAUAUAUAUGAAUGUUAUCAAAAAGAUAAUUUUCUUACAUUUAAUAUGAGAAACAAGCUUGUACGAUUAAUUAUAGACCAUCAUUUACAUAAUAAUCACAAUGAAAAAAUAUCUAUAAGUACAAUACAGCAGCUUUCUUUAAAUAUUGUUCAACUUUUUCCAAAUGAGUCUGUGCAUACUUACUUUAUACCCUACAAGAAAGAGAAUGGACAUAUUAGACCAAAUCGUGGAAAGUUAUGGGAUCGUUAUUGUAAUGUUCGAAAAGAUAUUAGGAAAUUAAAUGACAACAUAUCAAAUAAGUCUGAUCGUAUCAUUUAUUCUACUGAUAAUAUUGCUGAUCAAGGUGUUAUUGAGAAUGAUAUAUUGUGGCUAAAAAAUAACCUUGAACCUAUGAAUAUAUUGAUGGAUAAAUGGAAAAAUACUAGGGACUAUAGAUAUAAUAAAAUGAUAAUAUGCCAAGAAGAACUAUACUAUUUUAAAGAAUUUCCAUCUAUUAGAGAUAGUCAAGGUUAUCAGUUGAUUGAAAUGGAUUUUAAUGAAAUGUAUUCACAAAAAGAUGUUAUGCUAUAUGACAGAUUUCCCAGUUUGGUCAAAAUUUUACCAAAAUAUAUAAAAAAGUUUAUACCCAAACUUGUAAAAGACCCAAACUUUUUAGUAUUGUCAGACAUUAAAACUCUUGAUUCACCAGAUCAUAUUACUGCUGCAUUGUUAUUAAUUCCAAGGUUAUUUCCAUCAAUAACUGUUAGAUUGUGUUCAAAUAAUGGUGGAACAAAAAACCUAACCUGGAGACCAUCAAAUGAAGAGAUUCUAGAAGGGUUCAUCUGUGUUAUAAAAAAUGUUGCUCAAUUAAAUGAAGUUAUUAGCAUCAAAAAUACAAAGGCUACUUCAUUUGGUAUAACUGUUCAGCCAUAUAUUGCUUUGAUAUGUUCAGAUCCUCAGAACGAAUUGGUUGUGACAGCAUCGUAUAUAAUUAUAAAUAAGUAUAUAUUUAAAGUUGAAACGCCACUAAAAGCAAUUGAUAUUUGUUUUAAAAGUUUUUUUGCCUUAAAUUUAAUAUACCCUGUUCAAUCAAAUCACAUAUGGGAAUUUAUUCAAAAAUUUUUGAGAACAGGAGUUAUAAAUGAAAGUUGGGAGAGUGAUUACUUGAAUACUAACAAUAAUGGAAAGUUGCAGUGUUUAGUGUGCAUGAAUGUUGUUUCUGUGCCUAAAGAAUAUAAUGUGAGAAGACACUACACAACAAUGCAUGAAAAGAAGUAUGCUAUGUAUACAAAUGAAAGUCGGCGUGCGCUAGUUGCAGAUUUGAAGAAAAAGCUUAAACAGCAAACUGGUAUUUUCACCUGA
This is a messenger RNA of Sipha flava (yellow sugarcane aphid), 1967 nucleotides long. RefSeq lists its product as uncharacterized. Lineage: Eukaryota; Metazoa; Arthropoda; Insecta; Hemiptera; Aphididae. The record is from RefSeq and is a predicted model, not a curated record. The transcript has 10 exons. Bases 195 to 1967 code for a protein of 590 amino acids.